Thunnus maccoyii (southern bluefin tuna) is the source of this 3777-nucleotide messenger RNA. It is a transcript of the gene daam2, whose product is annotated as dishevelled associated activator of morphogenesis 2. Bases 367 to 3591 code for a protein of 1074 amino acids. Gene Ontology annotation, molecular function: actin binding; small GTPase binding. Gene Ontology annotation, biological process: negative regulation of oligodendrocyte differentiation; positive regulation of canonical Wnt signaling pathway; actin cytoskeleton organization. Lineage: Eukaryota; Metazoa; Chordata; Actinopteri; Scombriformes; Scombridae. The transcript is spliced from 26 exons. The record is from RefSeq and is a predicted model, not a curated record.
AGCCCAGAGAGGGGAAGCAGACACAACGCAGCAGCUUUGGUCAGGAAACAUCGUCAGACUCAGAAAUGCCGUGGAAUUCUUCCACAAAACACAUUCCAAAUGACAAAAAGAGAGAAAUAAUGCCAGGGGACACAGGAAUGCUUUAAAAUCUUCUUCAAACUUUGCUUUGUUGAGAACCUUUUCUUUUCCAUUCUAAGUGACGCGUCACAGGGGCAAUCCAUCUCUCAGGGCAGCCUAUCUGAAGUGGAUCAUGCCCCCUAGAUAGCAGCCUCGUCCUCCUCUCCACUCCCCCCCCCUGCCCCUUGGUCCCUUCCUAUACCCUCCUGGUCCAGCACCACCACUGCCACCUGUGUCACCACAGCCACCAUGCCCCCCAGGAAGAGGACGCGGCCGGGCCUGGGCUUCCUGUGCUGCUUUGGCAGCAGCGAGCCCCCGGAGAUCAACCUGAAGGACAGCGUGCCCCUGCAGCUCCUGGAGUUCAGCGCCCCCAUGCCGCCCGCUGAGGAGCUGCAUGCACGAUUCUCAGAACUGGUGGAUGAACUGGACCUGACGGAUAAGAACAGGGAGGCCAUGUUCGCUCUGCCAGAUGAGAAGAAAUGGCAGAUCUACUGCAGCAAGAAGAAGGAGCAAGAGGACCCCAACAAGCUGGCCACAAGCUGGCCGGACUACUACAUUGACCGCAUCAACUCCAUGGCUGCUAUGCAGACCCUAUUUGCCUUUGAUGAGGAGGAAAUGGAAAUGAGGAACAAGGUGGUGGAAGACCUGAAGACAGCGCUUCGGACUCAGCCAAUGAGGUUUGUCACACGCUUCAUCGAGCUGGAUGGCCUCACUUGCCUCCUCAACUUCCUGCGCAGUAUGGACUACGAGACAUCAGAAAGCCGCGUCCACACGUCCAUCAUCGGCUGUAUCAAGGCCCUGAUGAACAACUCGCAGGGCCGUGCGCACGUCCUGGCCCACCCGCAGAGCAUCAACACCAUCUCACAGAGCCUGCGGACAGAGAACGUCAAGACCAAAGUGGCGGUGCUAGAGAUUCUCGGGGCCGUGUGUCUGGUCCCCGACGGACACAAGAAGGUGCUGCAGGCUAUGGCGCACUACCAGAAAUACGCUGCUGAGAGGACUCGCUUUCAGACGCUGCUGAAUGAGCUGGACAGGAGUACAGGCCGCUACAGAGAUGAAGUCAACUUAAAGACUGCUAUCAUGUCUUUUAUCAACGCUGUGCUCAAUGCUGGAGCUGGGGAGGACAACCUAGAGUUCCGCCUCCACUUAAGGUACGAGUUCCUGAUGUUGGGCAUCCAGCCGGUCAUCGACAAGCUUCGAGAGCAUGAGAACGCCACUCUGGAUAGGCAUUUGGACUUCUUCGAGAUGGUGCGGAAUGAAGAUGACUCAGAAUUGGCCAAAAGAUUUGAUAUAACCCAUGUAGAUACUAAGAGUGCAGGUGCCAUGUUUGAGAUGGUCAAGAAGAAGCUGAGCCACACAGACGCCUACCCACACCUCCUCUCCAUCCUCCAACACUGCCUGCAGAUGCCCUAUAAGCGUGGCGGAGGAAGCCUGCAGCACUGGCAGCUUCUAGACAGGAUCCUCCAGCAGAUAGUCCUGCAGGACGACAAGGGAGAAGACCCCGAUCUGGCCCCUCUGGACAACUUCAAUGUUAAGAACAUCAUUCGCAUGCUGGUCAAUGAGAAUGAGGUGAAACAGUGGCGAGACCAGGCAGAGAAGUUCAGGAAAGAUCAUGUAGAGCUGCUAGCUAAACUGGAGAGAAAGGAGCGGGAAUGUGAGACCAAGACCCAGGAAAAAGAGGAUAUGAUGAAGACUCUGAACAAGAUGAAGGAUAAACUCCAGCGUGAGGGUGUGGAGCUGCGCUCAGCCAGGGAACAAGUCAUGGACCUAUCUUCACGCAUCAAUGACAUAGCUGGCGGCACUGUGUCUUUCCCGCCUCCUCCUCCUCCUGGCGCCCCAGUGGCUCCACCUCCACCACCUAUGAUGGGUGGCUUCCCUCCACCUCCUCCUCCACUACCAUUCAGCUGCCCGCCUCCACCGCCACCUCCUCCCCCACCUGGCGCCCCGCCUCCUCCACCAGGAGCCCCUCCCAUUUUUGGAGCCCCGCCUCCUCCUAUUCCCUCUUCUUUCAGUUCAGCGACCACACUGCGCUCCAAGUCCAUCCCUCAGCCUUCACAUCCUCUGAAGUCCUUCAACUGGGCUAAACUAGGAGAGAAUAUGAUCAAUGGCACCAUCUGGAAUGACAUUGAUGACCUGAAAGCUUUCAAGAUCCUUGACCUCAAAGACAUAGAGAAGAUGUUUUCAGCCUAUCAGAGACAGCAGGACCUGCUCACUAACCAAUCCUUCAAACAGAAAGAGACGGGCUCUAUGGAUGACAUAUACGUCAGUACGAGGAAGGUCAAAGAGCUGUCGGUCAUCGACGGCCGACGUGCACAAAAUUGUGUCAUCCUGCUUUCAAAGUUAAAAAUGAGCAAUGAAGAGAUCAGGAGGGCGAUCCUAGAGAUGGAUGAGAGAGAAGAGUUAGCCAAAGAUAUGUUGGAGCAGCUGCUGAAGUUUAUCCCCGAGAAAAGUGACAUUGAUCUCUUGGAGGAGCACAAACAUGAGCUGGAGCGCAUGGCUCGGGCUGAUCGCUUCCUCUUUGAAAUGAGCAGAAUUGACCACUACCAGCAGAGACUGCAGGCUCUGUUCUUUAAGAAGAAGUUUGCAGAGCGUCUAGCUGAAACCAAGCCUAAGGUGGAAGCCAUCCUGAAUGCGUCCAAGGAGGUGGUUCGGAGCAAGAGGCUGACUCAGAUGCUGGAGGUAGUGCUGGCCUUCGGCAACUUCAUGAACAAGGGCCAGAGGGGGAAUGCUUACGGUUUCAAGGUCUCCAGCCUCAACAAGAUCGCUGACACCAAGUCCAGCAUAGACAGGAGCAUCACCAUGUUGCACUACCUGAUCAUGAUCUUUGAGAAGAACUACCCUGACACGCUGCACAUCCAGGGAGACCUCAGCAGUGUACCAGAGGCUGCAAAAGUCAAUUUGGCGGAGUUGGAAAAAGAGGUGCACAGUAUCAAAAGUGGACUAAAGGCUCUCGAGGCAGAGCUGCACUACCAGCAGAGCAGGACGAGGGAACGUGGGGAUAAGUUUGUGGCCGUGAUCGGUGACUUCAUCACUGUGGCUGGCUUCAGCUUCUCUGAACUGGAGGACCAGCUGAGUGAAGCCAAGGACAAGUUUGCCAAAUCUCUGAAGCACUUUGGGGAGGAAGAGGGGCGGAUGCAGCCCGACGAGUUCUUUGGGAUCUUCGACACAUUCUUGCAGUCGUUCAGCGAAGCACGGCAAGACCUGGAGAACAUGCAGCGACGCAAGGACGAGGAGGAGAGGAGGGCACGGAUGGAAGCCAUGCUCAAGGAGCAGAGGGAGCGGGAACGGAGAUCCAAGAAAAGCGGUGCCUCAGAUGAGGUCGGCGGGGAGUUCGACGACCUGGUGUCAGCGCUGCGUUCUGGCGAGGUCUUCGACAAGGACCUGAACAAGUUCAAGCGUAACCGCAAGCGCUCCGUCAACCAGCUGGUGGAGGGCGGCGGCCGCGAACGAGCCGUCACCAAGGUCAACUACUAGGUCGGGAAAAGGAAGGAGAAAAAAAAAAAAACAUACACUAGACACCUAAAUUCUGCCGUGGUGUAGAUCUCUUAACACCUUUAGUCCAGGUUCUGGAACAGUGACCAUUGACAUUGGAGAGGAUGUAAAUAACGGCUGGACUGGACAUGUUGCGACAUGUAUGGGCAGCCACGCCGUUCUGAAGGA